AUGAAUGUGAAGAAGCAGCUGUGGUCCCUGGCCUGCAUGGUCCUGCCUGGUGUGGGAUUUGCGAUGACCUGCAUUGGGUCCUACCUGGUGUACCUGCAGAUAACGUACGAGUACUCUAUGAGGGUCGUCCCUGCCUACAUCAUUAUUGUGUUGGGCAUCCUGGCUGUGUUCAUUGGAGUCUUCUGGACUAACUGCCAAAGCAUGAAGAGCAAGAUGUACCUGAGAGGAGGACAUGAACAGCACACCCAGGUCUACACUAUUGAAAGACCGAGCUCAUUCCCUCCAUCGUACGAGGAAUGCCAUGGCAGCCAGGGGCGUCCUGAAACAGCCCCUGAGUCUGUUGUCGUGGUUGACGGGGUGGAUGUGGAGAUGAGCUUCGCUCCUCCUCUGUACAGCCAGGACAGCUCGGACGCUCCGGACUGCACAUGGAGCUGGGAGCAGCCUCCUCGGUACAGUCAGGUGGAGCAUAUUCAGCAGGGAGAGGUGGACGUAGAGGAGCGGAGGGAGGCCUUGACCGGACACUGA
Messenger RNA from Perca flavescens (yellow perch), 525 nucleotides. Its product is annotated as transmembrane protein 252. The transcript has 2 exons. The record is from RefSeq and is a predicted model, not a curated record. Bases 1 to 525 code for a protein of 174 amino acids. NCBI's taxonomy places the organism in Eukaryota, Metazoa, Chordata, Actinopteri, Perciformes, Percidae.